Messenger RNA from Cuscuta campestris, 2099 nucleotides. The record is from the annotation of a GenBank genome assembly. NCBI's taxonomy places the organism in Eukaryota, Viridiplantae, Streptophyta, Magnoliopsida, Solanales, Convolvulaceae.
ACUUUUAGAGAGAGAAAGUAGAACUCUUCACCGUCGCUAGCCUUCCCGCCGUCGUUCUCAUCCAUUUUCCGGCUCCGUACUAGGUUAGUCUUCCUCGGCCUUGCUCUUCCAUGUCUUCCCAAUCCUCAGUCUUUCGUCAGUCCGAGUCCGAGCGCGAUGCCGAGGGCUCUGUCAAAGGCUCCGCGCAGGAGAGCGACUCCCGCUCGCCCUCCGUCGAGGAGAUAGUCGCGACGGUUGAGGUCCCUCCUCAGUCCCAGCCUCGCAAUCAGAGGCGCACCACUCUGGAGGACUCGGGGAUCUGUGCACGGAAGUGCACCCUUACGGUGGAGGAAUUCCGCAAGGCGAAGCGCCUGGCCUCGGCGCCGGGCAUGACUGUGCGCCGUCCCACCCCCGAGGAAUCUGUCUUUGACGCUCCUCCGGGUUUCUUCACCAUCCACCUCAAGUCCCUCGAGUAUGGGUUCCGCUUCCCCCUCCAUCAGUUAGUCAAAGAUUUUUUCCUCCAUUUUGAUUUUCUCCCCUGCCAAGUCGUGCCCAAAUCCCAUCGUUACUUGGCGGGGUUCCUUAUUCAAUGCCAAAGGACCGGGGUUCGCCGCGAUCUAGCCCACUUCCUGUUGCUCUUCCGGGUGGCGAAGUCGUCUGGCCGCGCGAACUCCGACUCGGGCUCGUAUGCCUCUAUCUUCCAACGGCAAGAGAAGCUCUUCAAAACGAGGAAGGACUCCGCCAAGAUUGGCUCGCUGGUGACAAAUGAGGCGUUGGCAGCACUCGGCUUCGUCUUCCUAUCCCUGGAAGACACUCAGCGGAGCAUCGAAGAAGGCCCCUCAGGUGAAAUCAUGCUCUCCAACGCCGAGCGGGUGAAGCUCAUGUUCCCAGACGCUCCGAGCAACAGCUCACAGGUCCCUGCUUCGGGCGGCCGUCCCCCGACUCCACCCGUGAAGCCGACCUCCGAGACGGCCCAGAAGAAGAAGAGGAAGGAAACGGCCUCGGUCGCCGACGCUCCGCAGGGGUCCGAGUCCCCCAUGAUGAAGGAUUUCGGCAACCGGCUGGGGCCGGGGUGUUACAUGGUCGACAUGAGCCAACGGCUACGCGUUAGUGAAGAUGACCAGACCAGGGCCUACGUCGAGAUCGCCGACCUGAAUGAGGAGCUGAAGGCGGCCAAGGAACAGGCGCAGCAAGCCAAGGAACAAGCUCGGCAAGCCGAGGAGGCUGCUCGCAAGGCGCAUCAGGAGGGUCGCGAUCAGGUUGUGGCCGAGUUCCUGACACUCCCGAAAGGAAGGCAUUCGCUCGCUCUGAGGGACGUCGCUCGGCAAGCCAAGGAGGCUGCUCGCAAGGCGCAUCAGGAGGGUCGCGAUCAGGUUGUGGCCGAGUUCCUGGCAUCAGACACGUUUCAGGAAGAAGCCUUCGCUCGCAUGAAUGAUUUGAUCAAGGCAUGGGGGCAGACUCCCGAAAGGAAGGCAUUCGCUCGCUCUGAGGGACGUCGUGGUACAACCUUGGUCUGUUCCGAGCGCAGCAAGUCCUUUCGAACAGGGCUCUUCUGCCAUUCCGACCAAGUCGAAGCCGAGCUCGCCCCGCCGCCCUCACCGCGGGACACUUGGGACUCGGACUCUGAGUCUGAGUCGGUGCACCCCGAUCCUUUUGCCAAGAUCCCGGGGUUCAUUUACUAUUCGUCGGAGGAGGACGAGAAGACCCCAUCUCCGCUGGCCCGUCAUGAGGUCGCCGCUCCCCCGGUUCCUGCCAGCCGCCGGGGCCGAGGCCGCCGCCCUCCAGCUCCUCCGGCAGCGGUUCCGAGCGAGAGCUCCGUGGAAUCCCACCAUCCGAGCCGGCACUCAAUUGAAGACCCGGGAUCGCCCAGCUUCGACGAGUCUACUGGUCACUCUGUCGUCAGUAGGGCCCCUUCUCCGCCUUCCUACCCCCCACUUUGCCCAUGCGAGCAGGGGUGGAACUGUGGCAUGCAUUGAAGUCCACUUGUAUUUUGAUUAUUGUAAUGCGUUUUACUUGUUGUAAGACGUUUGUGCAAUGUACUUGCCCCCUUUUCAGGAAUGGAUAAAAUUCAAAUUUGAUCUUGCUUUGUUUUCGUUUUUUGCCAUUAGCCUGAAGGGUUG